Molecule: messenger RNA, 205 nt
Organism: Linum tenue
Lineage: Eukaryota; Viridiplantae; Streptophyta; Magnoliopsida; Malpighiales; Linaceae
Source: the annotation of a GenBank genome assembly
AGGGGCUCAACAUCAGCGUCGUUAAAGCAUGGCGGACCAAGCAUCAAAAGCAAGUGUUGGCCAGAAUCCCGCCCCGCCUGUGCCACCACGAGUGAGACCUCCACCGGAUUACGUAGCUUUUCGGAAAAGAAAGGUGGAGGAUUUUAAGGGGGACCGUUCAACGGACCCCAUGGAGGUUGAGCAGUGGCUAGCUAAGGUAACUCGU